CGUCAUCCUAUGUCACCAAAACUACAAUGUCAUGGAGUCUAAGACGCACUUUUAUAUUAUGUAACCAAGUGAGAAAAACACACCUUCUGAUUUCAGAGCUGUUUGGAUGUAAGAAAGAAAUGUGCGGUUUAUAAUCUAUAAAAUGUAAUCUGAGCAGAAGCGGAGCCUGACAGUAUUUUCCCUGAGGAUUCUUCAUUCCUUCUGAGAGUGAAACUGACUGAUGUGAACGUAAAGAAAAGACUCAAUAACCAAGAUGCUUUGGAGCCAGAAUGCUUCCCCACUUAGAUCACGGAAUGGGUGUCUCGUGGUGUGUAUCAGCCUCCUGUCUGGUGUGUUAUCUUCGCUGCCUGAUUUGUCAGACAAAUCUUGCACUUUCAAGGUGACGUUACGCAAUUUCCGGGUCAUCUUAUCUUGGGAAUUGAAAAACCAUGCAAUCGUACCAGAUCGCUAUACAUUACAGUACACAGUUAUAAGUAGACCAGACAGUGUGAAGAUUGUGGAGCACUGUUCAAAUAUCACAGCAUCAUUCUGUGACCUAACGGAUGUGUGGGAGGUCCUGCCCGAGACAUACGUCGUCACAGUUGACGGGUUCAGAGGGAACACGACGCUGGUCACGUGUUUCAUCGAUUUCUUCCUGGCAGCAUUCAUAUCUUUGGAGCCACCAGAGUUUGAUAUUGUUAACUUUACCGACCACAUUAACGUCAAUGUGAAUUUUCCACCUGUCCUUCCCAAGAUACUAGAAGAACUAUUACAGUUUCACCUAUCACUUAUCAUCGAAGAACAGUCAGGGGAGAUUGUCAAGAAGCAUAACCCCGCACUAGAUGAAAACGUCAUUGGAAAUUUCACUUACGUCAUCGACAAAUUACUUCCAAACACAAACUACUGUGUAUCUGUUUAUUUUAUGCCUAGAAAUCUGGAAGCAAUACGCAGAUCACCAGUAAAAUGUACCUUCCUUCAACCUGCACGCGACACAGGGUCAUCAGAAUCUGCCAGAAUUGGAGGAAUAAUUACUAUGUUUUUAAUAGCUGCUGUCUUCAUAAGCACCAUAAUAAUACUGAAACGGGUCGGUUAUAUAUGCUUAAGAAAUAAUUUCCCCAAAGUUUUGAAUUUUAAUAACCUGUCAGCCUGGGUAUUCCCUGAGAUGCCACCAUGGGAAGCAGUGGCUUUCGUGGAGGUGAUUCAUAUUAACAGGAAGAAGAAGGAGUGGAAUUACAAUUACGACGACGAAAGCGACAGCAACGAUGAAGCCACCGCCCCUCCGACAAGCACAGGGGGCUAUACCAAGCACAGGCUGCUGACCGGGCUCCCGGGUCCCACCUCUGCCUCCUCGGCCACCGGGCAGGACUGCCUGGAGCCGGACACCGAGGAACCUAACCUGUCCGCGCCGAAGGCGGAGCCACUGAUGGCACCAGAGCCCAGCCUCCGGCGAGGGAAGCUGCUACAGGACUGCUUUUUCGAGGACAGCAGCUCCACGGAAGAGGCUGGGGACAAAAUCGUCUUCAAUGUAAAUCUGAGCUCUGUAUUCGUGAGCACCCUCGAUGAUGAUGUGAGCACCCUCGAUGACGAUUCGGGUGUCCCUCCAGUGUUACCAAGUUUUCCAGAAGAGGAUUCCCACACACCGGAACCAAGCUUUCUGGACACCGACGGGGAAGGGACCCAGCAACACUUUCCCACUCCCACUGCAGAGUGUCCUUGGCCUGAAGAUGUGCUUUCUGACAAAAGUGACCGUUCUGAGCCUAAUGUUGACAUCGGGGAUGGCUAUAUAAUGAGGUGAAUCCCCCAAAUAUUUAAUGAUCGUGGACUGACCAAUACCUCCAGAGUUUCCCUCCCUGCACAGUCACUUUCUCCUCUGUGGUCCACAAAGUUCCGGAGGGCUGAGGGCCAGUGUGGGACACUGCAAUCAGCUUCUCCUUGAGGUGCCUGGUGAUGUCAUCUAUGCAAAUUCCAUGCAAAUUACCAAUCUGGGAGGGGAGUCGGAACCAGACCAGCGGAUCCUUCAGUGCGUUGUUUACACGUUCCAAGUGGUUUUCAGGGGUGGUCCAGGGCCCUGCGAGAUUUCUGAGAAGUAAUGAAAUUAGCCAGGGUGGGAAUGGGGAGAGACAAGAAAGACACUCAGCAGGAGUGAGUCCAGCAGGCUCAAGGAAGGAGUCAGAAAGCAGACAGGAAAAGAGAAGGAAGGGAAGGCAGGGACCCAAAAAGAAACAAGCCCAUGUUGGAAGGAGGGAAGAUCCAGCCCAGUCUUGGGUUCCUGCCACAUAUCACGUUCUGUCACCUACGCUUGACCAGCCCUCCUCAGUUUGAUUGAGGAAGACAAACUCAUGCAUAAAUAACUUCAGCGUCAGGCAGGUGACUAAUAGGAAACGUUUGCAUGAGAGAGAGGGAUAGAAUCUCUGUGCCAAAUUUUAAAAUUAAAAAAAAAAAAGGGAGAGAACAAAUGCAAAAUUGUUUCAAGGUCUUCAGAAGAAAUAAGACACAAAAUUCCUGGAGGUCCUAUUUAACAAUUUAACAAGCGCUGUGUGCACUGAUUCCAGGUGUCCUAUGUGUGACCAAAGUUCCUGUGGAGGGGGGAUGGGGGAAGGAACGUUCUAGAACAUCAUGUAGCAAACCAGACAAGAACUGGGACUCGAGUCUGACUCUGCUGCUAUUUCCGUGUGUGACUCUGGGUACUUUGCUUAGCCUCUCUGAGCCUCAGGUUCUUCAUUUAGGAAAUAAGGGGAUUGGGCUAGGUAAUCUCCAAGAUCCUAUGGUGCUAAGAGAAAUAUUAGAAAAUACACAGGAAUGAAGACUCUGGCGGAGAUGUGACAACCCUGAGAGGUCCCCAAGGAGAAUCAAUGGUGUGGGACCUCAUAUCUCAUUCCCCUCUCCCUAAGAGCAGCCUUCUCAGACCUUUCUUCUAGAUCCAUUCACAAGGGGGACAACAACAAUUACGAGUUCUAAUUCAAGGGCUUUGAAGAGAUUAUUUUUACAACCAUUCUAAAGUAUCAAAGGAGAGAGAUGUGAGAGGAGAUGGAGUUAUUUAAUGACCUGAUGAAAUUGUCCAGGAAAGGAACUUUGUCGUGUGAAGAGUCCAAUUCUCCGCCCUCUUGAAUCAUCUCUCAUAUUUUGAAAGCUUUCCAGAGUGAUCUUUUGGAAUACCCUUUUUAUGGCUGCUCUUAUGUGAAUGUGUGUGUUUAAAUUUUGUAUAAGGGUCUGAAGUUGGUGAAGGAUAAAUACUUUUUAAUACAAACUUA
Neogale vison (American mink) is the source of this 3230-nucleotide messenger RNA. RefSeq names its product interferon alpha and beta receptor subunit 2 (gene IFNAR2). The coding region runs from base 254 to 1774 and encodes 506 amino acids. Lineage: Eukaryota; Metazoa; Chordata; Mammalia; Carnivora; Mustelidae. The record is from RefSeq and is a predicted model, not a curated record. Gene Ontology annotation, molecular function: interleukin-22 receptor activity; protein binding. The transcript has 9 exons.